This is a messenger RNA of Dovyalis caffra, 528 nucleotides long. The record is from the annotation of a GenBank genome assembly. NCBI's taxonomy places the organism in Eukaryota, Viridiplantae, Streptophyta, Magnoliopsida, Malpighiales, Salicaceae.
AUGGAAGAAGGAGGGACGAAAUGGAUUGGUUCCUCAGAGCUGGUUCGGGAGACCUGGAAAGAUCUUGUUUUGGUACUCCCGAUGGGAAUGGAAAGAGAGAAGAUGGUGCUUCUUACCCGCUUGGAUAUCCAGAUAUGGGCUAACCUCCGUCCCUUAGCGGGGGAAGAAAGACUUGGAUUUGCCUCAUUGCAUCCCAGGGAUCUAGAUAUGGGAAGUCCGCAGGAUAGACAUCGGAACAAAGAAAUGGAGAUAGAGAUGCUUGGCAACUGUGAACCCGCUGUUCAAUCAUCCCCAGUUAGAAAGGUAACCUCAUGCCUAAGCGCUGUUCGAGAAGGAUAUGUGGGACUUAAGGGGUAUGCCUUCCCUUCUGACUUUCCUUCGUCACCCGAUUCCUCUCCUGAUUACUUUUCUUUAUUGCCAUUUCCUGCUUUCCUAACCUUCACCCCCUUCGGAAAUAUAAGGCAAAGCAAUGAAGCUAUCCGUGAAGAAGUGAUUCCCAAGCGCGACACGGUCUGUCUACUCCACUGA